This is a messenger RNA of Theileria equi strain WA, 1382 nucleotides long. RefSeq names its product DEAD box ATP-dependent RNA helicase family member protein. Lineage: Eukaryota; Apicomplexa; Aconoidasida; Piroplasmida; Theileriidae. Gene Ontology annotation, cellular component: P-body; cytoplasmic stress granule. Bases 83 to 1375 code for a protein of 430 amino acids. Gene Ontology annotation, molecular function: RNA helicase activity; ATP binding; mRNA binding. Gene Ontology annotation, biological process: cytoplasmic stress granule assembly; P-body assembly. The record is from RefSeq and is a predicted model, not a curated record. The transcript is spliced from 5 exons.
AUUGCAAUUUUGUAGUUUAUUGUCCCCGUGACGUCGAGUGUGCAAAUGAAAAGGAAGCGGUUGAUAUCAUGCACUUAGUACCAUGCAGCAAGUCGUCGGAAAUAAAGUUAUCAGGCCGCAUAAUCCUCCCGCGGAGGAUGGCGUACCACGCACCAAUAGCAAGGGCGUAGACCCGAACUGGAAACGGGACAUCCUGGAAAAAAAUGCCGAUAAAAGGUUCAAAACUGAGGAUGUAACGAAAACAAAAGGAAGUGAGUUUGAGGACUAUUUUCUCAAGAGAGAAUUACUCAUGGGAAUUUUUGAAAAGGGGUUCGAGCGCCCAUCUCCCAUCCAGGAAGAAAGUAUUCCUGUGGCUUUAGCAGGCCAUGAUAUCCUGGCCCGUGCAAAGAACGGAACAGGAAAAACGGCCGCGUUUGUAAUACCGUUGCUAGAGAAACUUAACACGUCGCACUCUCACAUUCAGGGCUUGAUUCUCUUGCCUACCCGUGAGUUGGCACUCCAGACAGCGGCAGUUGUAAAGGAACUUGGAAAGUACCUAGACGUCCAGUGUAUGGUUUCUACUGGUGGUACUUCUUUGCGCAAUGACAUUAUGAGAUUUUACAAGCCAGUUCAUAUUCUUUGUGGAACACCGGGCAGGAUUCUUGAUUUAACAAACAAGGGUGUUGCAAUUUUAUCGCAAUGCACGGUCGUUAUUCUGGAUGAAGCUGAUAAAAUGCUUUCCCCAGAGUUCUGCCCAAUUGUAGAAGCGCUCUUAAAGUUUUUGCCCACAGAAAAGCAGAUUAUUUUGUACUCUGCUACCUUCCCAUCAUCUGUUCAGCAGUUUAAGGAGGCACAUUUGCCAAAUGCUCACGAAAUUAACCUUAUGGACGAACUUACACUCAAGGGUAUCACCCAAUUCUACGCCUACGUGGAGGAAAGACAAAAGGUCCACUGCCUAUCUACCUUGUUUGCCAGGCUCCAGAUUAAUCAGGCUAUAAUUUUCUGCAACAGCGUGGCCCGUGUGGAAUUAUUGGCUAAAAAGAUUACAGAGCUUGGUUUUAGUUGUUUUUAUAUCCAUGCAAAAAUGCUUCAAUCCCACAGAAAUAGGGUUUUUCAUGAUUUCCGCAAUGGUGCUUGCAGAUGUUUAGUGUCUUCUGACUUGUUCACCAGAGGUAUCGACUUUAGAUUUGUCAACGUCGUAGUUAACUUUGAUUUCCCAAAAUCUUCCGCUACUUAUUUGCAUCGCAUUGGAAGAUCUGGGCGUUUUGGGCAUUUGGGUUUGGCUAUAAAUCUCGUUACAACAGCAGACAAAGAUGCGCUCUUUAAGAUCGAGGAAGAGUUAGGAACCGAAAUAAAGCCCAUACCAGCAAACGUGGACCCAGCCUUGUACUCCUAGUCCACUU